This is a messenger RNA of Rhinolophus ferrumequinum (greater horseshoe bat), 2416 nucleotides long. It is a transcript of the gene OASL, whose product is annotated as 2'-5'-oligoadenylate synthetase like. Gene Ontology annotation, molecular function: nucleotidyltransferase activity; protein binding; double-stranded RNA binding. Gene Ontology annotation, cellular component: cytosol; nucleoplasm; membrane. The transcript is spliced from 6 exons. The record is from RefSeq and is a predicted model, not a curated record. The coding region runs from base 36 to 1577 and encodes 513 amino acids. NCBI's taxonomy places the organism in Eukaryota, Metazoa, Chordata, Mammalia, Chiroptera, Rhinolophidae. Gene Ontology annotation, biological process: regulation of ribonuclease activity; negative regulation of viral genome replication; defense response to virus.
UAUAUCUGCCUAGCAGUGGUACUCUCAGGACAGAGAUGGCACUGACCCCAGAACUGUAUGACACCUCUGCCCCCCGGCUGAAUUCCUUUGUGGCUCAGUACCUGCAGCCCAGCCGAGAAUGGAAAGAAGAGGUGCUGGAGGCUGUGCGAACUGUGGAGCAGUUUCUCAGGGAAGAGACCUUCCAAGGGGAGCAUGGGCUGACCCAGGAUGUGCGGGUGCUGAAGGUGGUCAAGGUGGGCUCCUUCGGGAACGGCACAGUGAUCAGGAGUAGCACGGAGGUGGAGCUGGUGGUGUUCCUAAGCUGUUUCCACAGCUUCCAGGAAGAGGCCAAGCAUCACAAAACUGCUCUGAGACUGAUAUGGAAACGGCUGUGGCUUUGCCAGGACCUGCUAGCCCUUGGGCUCGAGGUCCUAGGGCUGGUCCAGGGAAUCCCCGAUGCUCUCGUCUUCACCAUCCACACCAAGGAGACUGCAGAGCCCAUCACUGUCACCAUCGUGCCUGCCUACAGGCCGCUGGGGUCUUUGGUUACCAACUCUCAGCGACUCCAGGUCUAUGAGAAUCUGAUUAAGGCCUGCGGUUACCCUGGAAAUUUCUCUCCAUCCUUCUGCGAGCUGCAGAGAAAUUUUGUGAAACAUCGGCCAACCAAACUGAAAAGCCUUCUGCGGCUGGUAAAACACUGGUACCAGCAGUAUGUGAAAGCCAGGUGCCCCAGGGCUAUGCUGCCCCCUUUCUACACACUCGAGCUACUGACCAUUUACGCCUGGGAAAUGGGUACACACGGGGAUGAGAAUUUCAGUUUGGACGAAGGCCUCGCCACUGUGAUGGAACUGCUCAAGGAGUAUGGGUUCCUCUGUAUCUACUGGACCAAGAACUACACGUUCCAGAACCCAAUCAUCGAGGAUUUUGUCAGAAAAGCGUUCAAAAGACAGAGGCCCAUCAUCCUGGAUCCAGCUGAUCCAACCCACAACGUGGCAGAAGGAUACAGAUGGGACAUAGUCGCUCAGAGGGCCCGCCAGUGCCUAAAACAGGAAUGUUGCUAUGACCAGGAGAACCCAGUCCCCAGCUGGAAUGUAAAGAGUGCACGAGACAUCUGGGUGACAGUGGAACAGUGGGGUUACCCAAAUUUGAUCCUCGUAGUGAACCCUUAUGAGCCCAUAAGAAAUGUUAAAGAGAAGAUCCGACUGAGCCGGGCCUCCUUGGGCCUGCAGCGUCUGUCCUUCCAGACACCCGGCAGUGAACGGCAACUCCUCAGCAGCCACAACUGCCUGGCUGAUUUCGGGAUCUUCCUGGACACUCCCAUCUGUCUGCUGGAAACCGUCGUCCCUGAAAUCCAGGUCUUUGUGAAGAAUCCAGAUGGUGGGAGCCAUGCCUAUGCCAUUGACCCCAACAGUUUCAUCAUUUCCCUGAAGCAGCAGAUAGAAGACAAGCAGGGGCUGCUCAGAAAGCAGCAACAGCUGGAGUUUCAGGGCCAGCAACUGCAGGAUUGGUUGGCUUUCACAAGCUAUGGUAUUCAGGAUAGCGACACCCUCAUCCUCUCCGAGAAGAAAGCCAGAGAGGUUCCACUUCCAUACAGCUAAUUUACUCUGGGAAACCUCGCUGUACGGUUCUACCCUGUCAUCCAGGACUCAUCCUAUCAACCACCCACCCCUUCCAGCUGUCUGCUGGGGAGGUCCCAUGGCUUCACCAGCUUUGUAAAAGUUAUCCUAGCCCUCCUUUCCAGUGGAGGAAUGAGGAAGGCUGUGAGACUAGAUAUACAAGUGGACACUGGCCAGACCACAUACGGCAAUAGAACUCUGACCCACAACCUCGGCAGCUACCAGCCCGGGAAGCCAAACCACCACCUGUGCAGCAAUCAAUGCAAAACUUUCAGGACUUAGUCAAUAACUGCCAGCUACCCUAAUUCUCCCCUGCCAGACAAGCUCUCUAACCAAUCACAUAGGAUGUCCUGCUUCCUGAUAGACCGCCUCCAGCUUCCCCAUGCCACCAACUUCAGUUAGGGCACACCUGAAGCCUUCCCUUUUUCCCACUAUAAAGUUUUCCCACUCUUCUGCCUGCCUUUGAGUCGCUGCCAAAUGCAAGGGGAUGGUGGCUGACUCCCUUGCUGCAGCAAGUUGGGAAUAAAUAACCUUUGUUCAUUCUCUUUUGGAUGGUCUUCAUUUCUUUCCACAGAUGCUAAUGCUGUCUUAGUGGUUAUUGCUUAAUCCUUUAAGACUCUUAACUCUGGGAAGUGAAAACUGUAGGGAAACUGAGACAAAGAGAGGCAAAGUCUGGGAGAGCAAGGAUGACGCAAUAUUUUUAAAAACCCUCAACUCUUAAAGUACACACACAAACAAUAUCUAAUGUUCCAAGGACUUCAGGAAAAGAACAGCGUCUUUAUUAUCAAAGGACGUCAUGUGAUUAUGUUUACGUCAAUCAA